UAAAAAAAAAAUAUAUGGAUGUGGGUUAUCUUGAUACUAAAUGGUAUAUACUAAAUUUUGUGAACUUGUAUAAUUAUUAAUAUUUAUGUCAUAGUAAGGUUUUCUAGUUAAAAGUAGAUUUUAAGUCAGAUUUUUCAAUACUUGCUUCAGUACUUUUAAUUUGUUUUUGUCUCUCUUCAUAGUUUGAUGCUGCAAAAUUAAGAAAGCUAAGACCAAGUUUCAUGCAGAACGAGGGCUCUGUUACUGCUGGCAAUGCUUCAAUCAUAAGUGAUGGUGCAGCUGCAUUAGUCCUAGUGAGUGGAGAGAAGGCACUUCAACUUGGAUUGCAAGUAAUUGCAAAGAUUAAGGGCUAUGCUGAUGCAGCUCAAGCACCUGAAUUCUUUACAACUGCUCCAGCCCUUGUCAUACCAAAAUCUAUUUCAAAUGCUGGUUUAGAUGCUUCUCAGAUUGAUUACUAUGAAAUAAAUGAAGCGUUUUCUGAAAGCCUUAACGUACAUGGUGGGGUUGUAUCAUUGGGACACCCAUUAGGAUGUAGUGGAGCUCGUAUCUUGAUCACAUUGUUAGGGAACAAUAUAUUCACAGCUAGAUCAGCUUCUAUCAGGGAGUAA
This is a messenger RNA of Humulus lupulus (European hop), 608 nucleotides long. RefSeq names its product acetyl-CoA acetyltransferase 1-like. NCBI's taxonomy places the organism in Eukaryota, Viridiplantae, Streptophyta, Magnoliopsida, Rosales, Cannabaceae. The record is from RefSeq and is a predicted model, not a curated record. Gene Ontology annotation, molecular function: acetyl-CoA C-acetyltransferase activity. The coding region runs from base 222 to 608 and encodes 128 amino acids. The transcript has 5 exons. Gene Ontology annotation, biological process: fatty acid beta-oxidation.